Messenger RNA from Talaromyces proteolyticus, 1542 nucleotides. RefSeq lists its product as uncharacterized. Bases 1 to 1542 code for a protein of 513 amino acids. The transcript has a single exon. NCBI's taxonomy places the organism in Eukaryota, Fungi, Ascomycota, Eurotiomycetes, Eurotiales, Trichocomaceae. Gene Ontology annotation, molecular function: oxidoreductase activity. The record is from RefSeq and is a predicted model, not a curated record.
AUGGCCACCUCCACAGGUUACCAUCACCCAUUUACAUCUGGUGACUUGACGACAGUCAAUAACCGCGAUAUUGACAGCGACUGCUACGUUGAGGAAGACGUGCUCCGGACCACGUUUGCUCUCUCCAUGUCAGCAAUGUACACAGCAGAGGUUCCCUUGUAUGGCGACCUUGUUCAGAUCGUACGAAACAUCAACCAAAGUAAAUUACCCUCCGCCACUGAAACCGAGCGCCUCAGUCUUGAGCGACACGGAGCCAUCCGGUUGGGAACGAACCAAGAACUCCAGACAGUCCAUCGCAUUUUCAAUCUUGUAGGCAUGCAUCCCGUGGGAUAUUAUGAUCUUUCUGUGGCUGGGCUGCCCAUGCAUGCAACAUGCUUUCGCCCUGUCGAUGGUUUAUCUCUCCAGAAAAACCCAUUUCGGGUCUUCACCACGUUGCUACGACCAGAUUUGCUGCGAUCCGAUGACGCAAAGAGUGUGGCGCUAUCUCUACUCAGACAUCGUCGCAUCUUCAGUGACGAAUUAAUGCGUCUGCUAGAUGUUGCUGAGAGCCAGGGAAACCGGUUGACGAAAUCCCAAGCAGAAACAUACAUCAUCCAAGUCCUCCGAUCCUUCAGCUGGCAUUCCACCGCAGCUGCGAACUACGAGCAAUAUCAGCUUCUGAAAUCAGAACACCCAAUUUUAGCAGACAUUGCCUGCUUCCGUAGCGCUCACAUUAAUCACCUGACUCCACGAACAUUAGAUAUCACUGAGGCUCAGUCUGCCAUGCUUCAGGCUAAAAUGGCCGUGAAAAGUCGUAUCGAAGGUCCUCCGCGGAGAAAAUGCCCUAUCCUCUUGCGUCAAACCAGCUUUCUAGCGCUGGAAGAGAAGAUACAUUUCCCUUCCUCAUCCUCUUUCUACGACGCUACUCUUUUGAGGGACCCUAACGAUGCUACUCCCUUAAUAGAAGGCUCACACAAAGCCAGAUUUGGUGAAAUUGAAGAACGCGGUGCUGCUGUCACGCCAAAGGGGCGCCAAUUGUAUGAUCGACUGCUCGAAUUAGUGAUGCAAAAGGCACGGUCAUCAGAUACAGCUGCAACAGUCGAUCCCCACACAAUCGAUAAGAUCAUGGAAGAUUGUUUUCAGGUAUAUCCCGACGACUGGGAUGAGCUACGGAAACAAGGACUCGUUUACUAUGAAUAUCGAAUAAAUAUGAGUCAAAACACGAUGAUGAGGAGGAAUGCACAAGCUACUUUUACCUCUAACUCCUUCGAUUGUCGAUCCACCUCACUGGAGAGCCUGAUAUGCGAAGGUAUAAUAGAGGCAGUCCCAAUCACUUAUGAGGAUUUCCUACCGUUUUCAGCUGCCGGUAUCUUUCAGUCCAACCUAGGAAGCAAUAAAAAUGACAAAUCGGCAACUGAGAGAAACGAAUUGAACGCUUGCCCUGACCUUGAAGGGUUUGAACGAGCUUUAGGUACCCAAGUACUGGAUCCAGAUGUGUUAUAUGCGGGGAUGCAAAAACGAAGUCUGGAAAGAUGUGCUACAGUUUUAGGAAUACGUAUUUGA